Molecule: messenger RNA, 5562 nt
Organism: Anopheles moucheti
Lineage: Eukaryota; Metazoa; Arthropoda; Insecta; Diptera; Culicidae
Gene: Orp8
Product: oxysterol-binding protein-related protein 8
Exons: 10
Coding region: 1255-4479 (1074 amino acids)
Cellular component (GO): membrane; cytosol; intracellular membrane-bounded organelle
Molecular function (GO): cholesterol binding
Source: RefSeq, a predicted model, not a curated record
ACGAAAGCAGUUUUGGCUGGUGACGGAUGGUGGUGUGUUUCUGAAAAGCGGCGCUGUUCUGUUGCUGCCACCCUUAUUCUGGUCCCAAAAGUGCCAAGGGAGACAAGUGGACGGUGCUAGCCAUUCAUUGAAGCGGUGCCACCGGUUCCAACAAAAAAAAAAAACCGCGACUUACGAAUCUCACGGAUUUUAUCUCAUUGCAUUAUUACGUUUUGUAGUGUGACGGUGUGUGUGAGUGUGUGUUGGAUCAGCGAAUAAUUAAAAAGCCAUCAUUUGAUGCGGUAGAGCCGUAGUAGCGACACUGCUCCCGGAUGUCACAUACUCUAUCGCGGUCCGCUUGUUUCGCGAAAACGGAAGAAACGCAUUCGUGGUAAGAAAUUGGUCACUUAUAUAGGGGGGAUGUUGGUGCGUCGUCGUAUGCGUAAAGUGACAGUUUUGUUGUGCGUUGUGUGAUGUGACGUGUGCCGCCCAAUACAAAUAGAUUGCAGCGAGCGCUUUAGUGUAUUUAUUCGCGGGGUGAUUAGUAUUCGCACAUCUGUUUUUUUGUUGCCAGCACGCAAAAGGACGUUACGUUGCUGAGAAAGAAAAAAUAGAGAGAGAGAGAGAGAACCAAAAAAGGAUGCAAUUGUGUGCUAGGAACGAAUCGGUGCAUCACAGUUGCUCGCCUGCUGCGACCUAGAGAUUACAUCAUCUCAGUAGUACACACGUUCACUCUCAGGCACCGACACACUCUCGCGUUCUCGCUCGCGCGCCGUACUUGGAUCUCGUGCGGAGUCUGUGCGUUCGGUUCUGGGGUGGUUUCGCGAACGGCGCUCGCUGUGCUGGAGCGCCAACUUUAUCCAUUGUGCAAAUAUCGCUCGAAUGGUGGAGUUGUGUUGUUGUGCUAUCGGUGUGAUUUCUUCGACCCUGCACUGUGUGUUUGUGUUGUUUGCCCUAGGAUCGCGUGUCCACGUGUCGAGUGUGUGCAUCCAUCAGUGCGCGUAGUAUACCGUGGGGUGCUAAAUAAAAGUGUUCUACUACGAAAUAGUGGCUGAAAGGAGGGUUAAAAAAGGAAAACACCAUUAAAAGUAGAGCAAUACAGUGCGAUCGAUACACGCAUACACUUAGCAUAACAUUCACGAUACGCAUCACACCGCAUUGCCGUAUGCUACAGCAUCCUUUACCGUUGUUCAGUGGCUAGCCGGCCACACUGCUUCCCCGGGGGGAGUGAAAUUCAAGUUACGUCGUGUCCAUAAACGAAAAGAACGAACAGCAAUGAGUGCCAGCAGCAGCUACGGACCGUCCGCUUCCGUUAGUGCCGUCUCCACGCCGAUCAAUGCCGGCAAUAGGCCGGAUUCGGCACCCGCCUUCGGAAGCUCGCACCAGGCGUCAACACCACCGAACUCGGGUGGAAAAUUUCUCGACGUCAAGACCGAGGAGAAGAAAAACCGCCGUACCUCGCUGCAGAUGCUUCUGCCCAAGCUUCCAUCGAACGACAGUGCCGGCCCUAGCCCGGGACCGUCCUCGCCAGGAAUCACGGGAUGGAACGACAACAGCCCCAAGAUCGAGUCAGGCUUCCCAGACAAGAACGAUUCUGCCAAACUCAAUCGGAAGGAGUCGUACAAAGCACAACGAAAGAAUUACAGAAGAGAGAAGAAGCGGGUAGCAUCGGAGUUACUGAAUUCUCUGCAAGACCCGGCCGUUAUCGUACUGGCGGAUUGGUUGAAGAUUCGGGGGACGCUGAAGUCAUGGACAAAGCUGUGGUGUGUGCUUAAGCCAGGCCUCCUGUUCAUCUACAAAAGCCCGAAAACGAAGAGCAGCCAUUGGGUCGGUACGGUGCUGCUCACCUCCUGCCAGGUGAUCGAGAGACCGAGCAAAAAGGAUGGAUUCUGCUUCAAGCUAUUCCACCCGCUGGAUCAGACAAUCUGGGCGCCGCGCGGUCCGGACAAGGAAACGAUGGGUGCGGUGGUGCAACCGCUGCCGACAUCCUACCUAAUCUUUCGCGCCCCCAGCCAGGCGGCGGGCAAAUGUUGGAUGGAUGCUCUGGAGCUAUCGCUGCGCUGUUCGGCGCUGCUGGUGCGUUCCGUGCCGAACAUUGACACGAAUCUGAGCGAGGGGGCAACCAGCACCACGCACGAAACGCAGUGGUCCGAGGCGGAUUAUGAAAAACACUUCGAUGAGCACGCUCCACGUCUGAAAGAGCAUUUGAGUUAUCUGCUCAAGUACCUUCCACCAUCCCCGCCGGAGAAGAACAACCUACGUGUAGAACCGAUAGAAAAAUCCCUGCCCCGUAGCGCUUGCCCUUCGCCGACACCGAUCUUUCAGCAGCUGUAUCUGGCGGUAGCGCACUGGGAGCGGUAUCUGCGAGAUUCACCGGAAUUUUUCCGCUGCCGGUCGGUUGACAUCGGUGGUCCGCUGCGUCGGCGCAUGCCAUCAUCGUCCGGUACGGUUUCACCGGCCGGUGCGGAUGGAGACGAGGAAGAGGACGAGGAAGUGUUUAAGGCUAGCAGUCAGGAGGCCGGCGGCAGGCGCCGUAAUUCGUAUCAGGUUGGAAGCAACCUGGUGCCGGCAGCGUCCGACGCGGGCAAACUAAUGGCCGUUAAUGGGUCGGAGAAGCUACGACGUCGCAGUUCGCCGGCCGAUUUCUCCAAAGGUCAUCAUGGCAUCACAAUACGCAUCUCUGACGAUCAAUAUUUGGACAUCGACAGCCAGCUGGACCAAGGCACGAUGGUAUCCGCAGGUGAAUCGGACUCUGAGUCAGACUUGGGCGAGGGCAUGGAUGUAGAAGAAUUUCCGGAAACGCCUUAUGUUCACUCACCAGAGGAAGAGUUUGGGGCGGCUGGCGAACAAGUGGAAGAAUUGCCCGAGGAGCAUAAAAGUUUGAUCUGGUUCCUGGUAAAACAGGUGCGCCCUGGCAUGGAUCUCAGCAAGGUGGUGUUACCGACGUUCAUACUAGAACCUCGCUCGUUUUUGGACAAGCUGGCCGACUCGUACUACCAUGCCGACAUCCUUUCGAAGGCAGUGCUGGAAGACGAUCCAUUCACUCGCAUGAAAACUGUCGUCCAAUGGUACUUGUCCGGGUUCUACAAGAAACCGAAGGGACUGAAAAAACCGUACAAUCCCAUCCUGGGCGAAACGUUCCGGUGUUACUGGCAGCACGAGAACGGCAGCAGAACAUUCUACAUUGCCGAACAGGUGUCCCACCAUCCGCCGGUAUCCGUGUUCUACGUCACAAAUCGCCAGGAUGGAUUCUGCAUCAGCUGUAGCAUACUGGCAAAGUCCAAAUUCUAUGGCAAUAGCACCUCGGCCAUCCUGGAGGGUGUCGCCACGCUGACACUGUUACCUCGCGGGGAAUGUUACACACUAACGGUGCCGUACGCGCACUGUAAGGGAAUCUUAAUGGGAACGCUGUCGAUGGAGUUAGGUGGCAAAGUUUCGAUCGAGUGUGAAAACACGGGUUACAAAACCGAGCUUGAGUUUAAGCUAAAACCGUUCCUGGGUGGUAACGAGUACACGAAUCUGGUGGUGGGCAAGCUAAAGCUCGGCAAGGAAACGAUGGCUACCAUCAACGGACACUGGGACAGCGAGAUACGGAUAAAAGACUCGCGCACUAACGAGGAAACGGUUUUGUUUAAUCCUACGCCGGACAUACGUGGUCACCGGCUGAAACGUUUCACCGUACCGAUGGAAUCGCAGGGUAUGAGCGAAUCGGAACGACUCUGGCAGCACGUAUCGGCGGCCAUCCAUCGGGACGAUCAGGUAGGGGCAACGGAGGAAAAGACGGCCCUCGAGGAGGCGCAACGAAUCUCGGCCAAAGAACGGAAAGCGACUUGCACCGAAUGGGUGCCGCUGCUGUUUCAGCAGGACUUUGUUACCGGCCAGUGGCACUACAAGUUUGCCGAUCUGCGCCCUUGGGAUCCACGGAACGAUCUGCGACAGUAUGAGAGUAACUAUCGGAUUCAAACGAAAACUCGACACCAGGCACCGAUGGUGCGUACGGCAUCGGUCGUAAGCACUGAUCCGCUGAACAUACUGCAGGUGGAUUCCCGUGGUUCAUUGCGUAAAAAUCGCUCCGGAGCAAUUAAGUCUAGGAAAAUCUCUUCCAACACAUCGACACCGGAUCUGAACGAUCCGAACUCGGACUCUAGUCAUUCAAACGACCAUGACACGGUACUUUCUAGCACAAGAAUCAUGCAAACGCUGGAUGACAUCAACAAAAAGCUGGAGGAGCAUUCGAAGAAGCUUGUUAAACUGCAGUUGGAUAUGGACAAAAUACAUUGGGCACCGCCACGCAGACCGCAGCUGAGCGCGGACGGUCCGAUGGCUAUAUUUACGUUGAUUAACGUUAGGACGGUGGUGUUCGUUGUUAUUGGAUUAUUGAUACAGUUGUUAAUUUCAUGGUUUCUCAUAAGACGUACGCUUGCCGCGGUGAUUACACCCGGGGGCAGAGGGACCGAUGGAGGAGGUGACGGCCCGAGUCCAGCAAUCAAUGAAAAUUAAGCAUUACAUCGCAAUCGUAUGGGAGCUCCAUAUUAGAUUGCGCUAUUUGAUACUCUUUUAUAUAUAUAUUCAUCGGUCAGCCGAUCGACGCAUAUUGACGCUGUAGCUAAAAUUCUGAGGAAUGCUUUCUAUGCAUGGGUAUCAAUUUUCCUAACAAAGUACCAGGCGCCUCCAUUACCCGCGAAAUAUUGCCUACACAUUUAUAUCCUUGUUACAGGUUUAGAUAUUGAUCACAUCCCUCACCGUAAGCUUGAAACAAAUGAAAAAAGAAAACUUUUGUAAAACCUCUACAAAAACAAAAAGAAAAUGCAGGAAAAGCUCGACGAUGUGAGCUUUCGCCAGUGGGAUUGAUUAGCUGUUCCCCUCCAAAGGUUUCCCUCUUUUACCAUCAAAUGAUGCACCGCCAACAGGGAUAACAUUCCAUUAAGCUUUGUUUGCCGCCGGCGGUUAGCGAAGACACAGCGGCCGUGCGACAGAGCCCUCUGGUGACUUUUCUCCGUUUCAAUCGACCCAGCUUGUAUCGGACUGAACCCAGCCACAUAUAGGAGUUUUGCCAACCGAAUAUUAGGCGAGCACGGUUUUGGGGUUGAAUGCAAAAGUGGAAUGAGCUUAUAUAUCUAUGAUAUGCAAAAACAAACUAAACAGCAAUUAAAUAACGAAUGGUUUCUAGAACGUUUUAAUCUUGAAACACAGUAUACUUUACACAGCCUACUAGUAAUCGUCUGUUUUAGCGUGUUUUCUUCAAACUGUUGAUGUAGUGAUCCGUUGAUAUCCUUAGAUCAAUAAUCCUUCGUUUGCUUUUGGCCUCGAUCGUACCUCGUAUAUGAUUGGUUUGCUUUUUCGCUCUGCGCAAGCCAUGCUUUUGCGUUCGUGGAGCGAUGUGCAGUAUACUUAUGUUAAACAUUUGCCUGUAGGGUUAACGGUGUUACAAUUGCAAUAAUGUACGAAAUGGUAUUAGUAAGUAAUGGUGUCUCGACAGCAAAUAGUUGUCAGGUUGGGCAGACAGGUAUAGUACCAUCGCUGGCAUAAUCAUAUUGUUAUUAUACUGGAUUAAACUUUCACGAGUGGCAAUCUCUGAACGAA